Messenger RNA from Oryctolagus cuniculus (rabbit), 2220 nucleotides. RefSeq names its product lysosome associated membrane protein 5 (gene LAMP5). Gene Ontology annotation, biological process: establishment of protein localization to organelle. The record is from RefSeq and is a predicted model, not a curated record. Gene Ontology annotation, cellular component: lysosomal membrane; plasma membrane; late endosome membrane. Lineage: Eukaryota; Metazoa; Chordata; Mammalia; Lagomorpha; Leporidae.
UACAGGGAAAUAAGCCCGAGUGGAUACACUGCACUGUCUCCUGGCCCCUUUGGAAGAGGCGUCAAUUUGACUUUAAACCCAGGAGCUCCUUUAGAGCAGUGGAGAUGAAACUGUUGCCAUAGCAUUUUCCUUCUCUAUUCCUGUCUACCCCUCCUCCCCCAGAGCAGCAACAAUUUGCGCGCUCGACCGCUUUCCUUCCAGAACCAGAUGCGUUUCCAGAAGCCAGGACUCCAGUGAUGUGACAGCCACAGCACUAAACAACUGUACCCAGCAGGAGGGAAAUUUAGUAAGUCUAAGGGUGCUGUUGAGUUUCUCAGGACAGACUCAUCUCUGCGGCUGCAAUUGCAGCGAGAAUUCGAGAUCCCCUACGUCUCAGGGGCGCGCUGCACAAGCACAAGCCAAGCCACAAGCAAGUACCUCUGCAACACAAGCGGGCUGCUCUUAGCGCUCGCAGCCGGGGACGCUCCCUCCCCACGCGUCCCUUCCCUCUGCAGUGAGCUGACUCCAGCGCCCGCAGCGGCCGCUGGCGCACCGAGUCCCAGCCGGCGCGCUCGGAACACGCGCUCCCCCGCCUCCCUCUCGGGCCCCCGCCCUUGGCUCACUCGGGCCCACUCCCGCGGCGACUUUGAGGGAUUCCCUCUCGGGCGGCCUCUGCAGCAGUACAGCUGGCCUCGUUCGCGCCGCUGCGAGCAUGGAUCGCCAGGGAAGAGCCGUUCUGGGCGUCCCCACACUUGGAGUUCUGCUGAUGCUGUUCCAUACACUGGCUCAAAUCGUAGCAGAACAAGAAGUGGAAAAUCUCUCAGGCCUUUCCACUAACCCUGAAAAAGAUAUAUUUGUGGUGCGGGAAAAUGGGACGACGUGUCUCAUGGCAGAGUUUGCAGCCAAAUUUAUUGUACCUUAUGAUGUGUGGGCCAGCAAUUACGUAGAUCUGAUCACAGAACAGGCUGACAUCGCGCUGACCCGGGGAGCCGAGGUGCAGGGCCACUGUGGCCACAACGAAUCGGAGCUGCAGGUGUUCUGGGUGGAUCGCGCGUACUCGCUCAAAAUGCUGUUUGUAAAGGAAAGUCACAACACGUCCAAGGGCCCUGAGGCGACGUGGAGGCUGAGCAAGGUGCAGUUUGUCUACGACUCUUCCGAGAAGACCCACUUUAAGGACGCCGUUCGCGCUGGGAAGCACACGGCCAACUCGCAUCACCUGUCUGCCUUGGUCACCCCCGCUGGCAAGUCCUACGAGUGUCAGGCUCAGCAGAGCAUUUCUCUCGCCUCCAGUGAUCCACAAAAGACGGUCACAAUGAUCCUGUCGGCAGUGCACAUCCAACCCUUUGACAUCGUCUCAGACUUCGUCUUCAGUGAAGAGCAUAAAUGUCCAGUGGAUGAGCGGGAGCAAUUGGAGGAAACCUUGCCCCUGAUUUUGGGGCUGAUAUUGGGCCUCGUCAUUGUGGUAACACUCGUGAUUUACCACAUCCACCACAAAAUGACCGCCAAUCAGGUGCAGAUCCCUAGGGACCGGUCCCAGUAUAAGCACAUGGGCUAGGGCCCAUCCCACAAGCCUUUGCCCCCAACUGGAUCAGGUUAAAAAAACACAAGCACUUUUCACCUUUACACAGGAUACACCAACAUACUACAGUCAAACAGGCCUGGGUAUCAGAGUCUUGCUUGGCCUUCAUCCAUGCUUAAACCCAGGGAGGGAGGGACUAUUUUGGAUUUAGGAGGUGAAUGACAAUUGUUCUCUCCAUGCUGGGGAGUGGAGGGGGAGGGGGUCAGCCAGCUUUCUUGCUCAUGGAGGCUUGGCUUUGACUUUCCAAGGUACAGCGCAUAUCGCUUGGAGGAGGAUCUGGGCCUGAAGUUUAGGGACUGGAAACACAUUCUUUAGGGAGGAAACCCCUCUAGGUUUGGAGGAACAGGGGGUGCUUUUCUCUCUUGGACACAGCUGGCUUGCUCUCUACCGUUGUCAAUACACACACAAUACAACCUCACGCUCCCUGCAGCAAGACCCCUGAAAGUGACCCAUGCUUCUGGCUGGCGUUCUGCAUGUCUAGUGAUUGUCUUGGGAAUGUUUCACUGCUACUUGCACCCAGUGACUUUGCAGCACCAGAACCCGUUUAAUGUAACUAUGCAGAGUUUUUGGACUUAAAAUGUGUCAGGUCCGAGUAAGUGGACCUGAAGAAUCAAUCCUUGUGAGUUGUUUUUCAAAAUGAAUUAAAGUACACUACUCUCUGA